Molecule: messenger RNA, 2209 nt
Organism: Lagenorhynchus albirostris (white-beaked dolphin)
Lineage: Eukaryota; Metazoa; Chordata; Mammalia; Artiodactyla; Delphinidae
Gene: APBB3
Product: amyloid beta precursor protein binding family B member 3
Exons: 12
Coding region: 437-1891 (484 amino acids)
Biological process (GO): regulation of DNA-templated transcription
Cellular component (GO): cytoplasm; nucleus
Molecular function (GO): transcription factor binding; amyloid-beta binding
Source: RefSeq, a predicted model, not a curated record
AAGGUCUUCUUUUCGCAGAUACUCCCACGUGACCUCUCCCUUUGAGACCCAGGCUGCGUGUGCGCGCGCGUAGACCACCUAAAUGCCACGAUCUCACUCGUGCGCGUGUGCGCUCCGCGCAAGUUCGCCUGGCGGAUCUUCCGCCGCUUGAUGAGCUCACAAUUGAGCUAUGAUGUCAGCGUGCGCGCCGCGGACCUUGCUCCUCCUCCAGACCUUCGCACGCCAACGCGCGGCAACUGGGGGAUCAGGACGGCUGUUUUCACGCGCCACCUUUCGACAGAAGGCGCUGCUCAGGCGGGUCCUUUCCCGCCCCAGGACCCGGCCCCUGCCCCGCCCCGUAUUUGUGCGGCGCCAGCUGGCCAGGUCGAUUCCAGCGCAGAGGCUGGACUUGUAGGCGCAGCAGCUCCGGAGGCGAGCUGGGGACGCGACCAGGGCUAUGCUGGGCAAGGAUUACAUGCUGGCCAUCAUUCUGGUCAACUGCGAUGAUGACUUGUGGGGGGACCAGAGUCUGGAGGGGGAGCCAGGUUUGCCCCCUGGCUGGAGGAAGAUCCGCGAUGCUGCAGGUACUUAUUAUUGGCAUGUACCCAGCGGUAGCACCCAGUGGCAGCGCCCAACCUGGGAGUCAGGAGAUGCAGAGGACCCAGGCACGAAGACGGAGGGAAUUUGGGGACUUCGGCCCCCCAAGGGGAGAUCCUUCUCCAGCCUGGAGAGCUCACUGGACCGGAGUAAUUCUCUGUCCUGGUAUGGUGAAGAAUCCUACAUCCAGAGAAUGGAGCCAGGGGCUAAGUGCUUCGCAGUCCGCUCUCUGGGCUGGGUAGAAGUACCUGAAGAGGACCUGGUACCAGGGAAGAGCAGUAUUGCAGUCAAUAACUGCAUCCAGCAGCUGGCCCAGACUCGUAGCCAGAGCCAGCCCCCGGAUGGUACCUGGGGCGAGGGCCAGAACAUGCUGAUGAUCCUGAAGAAGGAUGUGAUGAGCCUGGUGAAUCCCCUGGACCACAGUCUGAUCCACCGCCAGCCUCUGGUGCACAUUCGUGUAUGGGGUGUGGGCAGCUCCAAGGGCCGGGACUUCGCUUUUGUGGCGGGUGACAAAGACAGCUGUAUGCUCAAGUGCCAUGUGUUUCGCUGUGACGUCCCUGCCAAGGCCAUUGCCAGUGCCCUACACGGGCUCUGUGCCCAGAUCUUGUCAGAGCGAGUAGGGGUCAGUGGUGAUUCCCCUUGCUGCUCACUAGACCCCAUCUCCCCUGAAGACCUGCCUCGACAAGUGGAGCUACUGGAUGCGGUGAGCCAGGCUGCUCAGAAGUACGAGGCACUGUACAUGGGGACCCUGCCAGUCACCAAAGCCAUGGGCAUGGACGUGAUGAACGCGGCCAUUGGUACCCUCACCACCCAUGGGGACCGGGACGCCUGGGUCCCUGCCAUGCUCAGCAUAUCUGACUCUCUCAUGACUGCACAUCCCAUUCAGGCAGAGGCUGGUGCAGAGGAGGAGCCACUGUGGCAGUGCCCUGUGCGCCUCGUGACCUUUAUUGGUGUUGGUCGUGACCCACACACCUUUGGCCUCAUUGCCGACCUGGGCCGUCAGAGCUUCCAGUGUGCGGCCUUCUGGUGCCAGCCCCAUGCAGGGGGACUCUCCGAAGCUGUGCAGGCUGCUUGCAUGGUUCAGUACCAGAAGUGUCUUGUGGCCUCUGCGGCUCGAGGCAAGGCCUGGGGUGCCCAGGCCCGUGCCCGCCUACGACUCAAGCGGACCAGCUCUGUGGACUCCCCUGGAGGUCCCCUGCCCCUCCCCCUGCUCAAAGGAGGGGUUGGGGGUGCAGGGGCAGCCCCUCGAAAGCGGGGCAUCUUCUCUUUUCUUGAUGCCUUCCGGCUGAAACCCUCUCUGCUCCACAUGCCCUAAAUUAAUCGGGGAGGACUGGGGAAGGAGGUUCUGGGUCCAUGCCCGACUCUGUACCCCUUCAUUCCCCAGGGACCUGCAGCCUCUCGCCCCUUGGAGCCUUCUCUGCUUUCCCCACUGACCCUUGCCCACCCUCUAUUUAUUGCCCAAUUUAUUGUUUAUAUGGAUGAUUGAGAGGCCCUGUACCACAGCCUAGACCCCGGGCUCUCCUCUCCCUGGGUCCCUGUGUUCCUUGCCCCUGUCCAGCCCUGGACAGUUGGCUCUACCUCAGCAACACUUUAUAGCAAAAUCGGUACAAAUAAAAAUCCCUCAGUGACCUCA